This is a messenger RNA of Bombyx mori (domestic silkworm), 2578 nucleotides long. RefSeq names its product allatostatin A (gene AST-A). The transcript is spliced from 4 exons. The record is from RefSeq and is a predicted model, not a curated record. Lineage: Eukaryota; Metazoa; Arthropoda; Insecta; Lepidoptera; Bombycidae. The coding region runs from base 100 to 714 and encodes 204 amino acids. Gene Ontology annotation, molecular function: neuropeptide hormone activity.
AAGCGUUCCGCGGAGUGUUCGCGCCCAGUACACCCAGCGACUCCGGGACAGUCCCCGACACUCGCGCCGACCACGACCCGACACUUCGAUCGACACAGAAUGCUGUCGGCUUGUCUCCCAUUGUUGCUGGUGCUGGGCGCCGCGCUCGCCGCCGAGCAGGUUGCCGAGCAUGGCGCCGAGCAAGUCGCCGAGCAUGCGGCCCCGCUGGAGAAGCGCUCGCCCCAGUACGACUUCGGUCUCGGCAAGCGCGCCUACAGCUAUGUCUCCGAGUACAAGAGGCUUCCCGUCUAUAACUUUGGAUUGGGAAAGAGGUCUCGCCCGUACUUGUUCGGUCUGGGCAAGCGGUCGGCGGGCGCGGAGCAGCCUGAUGACGACAUCUCCAACGAAGCCGACCAGAACACACUCGAUGAACUCUUCGAUCAAUAUGAUGACUCUGCAGCUGUCCCAACAGGUUACGUGGAGAAACGCGCUAGGCCUUACAGCUUCGGACUCGGGAAGCGCUUCGCCGAGGAGCCCGCGGAGGACAAGCGGGCGCGCAUGUACAGCUUCGGCCUCGGGAAGAGGGCGCGCUCCUACAGCUUUGGACUCGGAAAGCGCUUAAGCAGCAAGUUCAACUUCGGGCUCGGCAAGCGGCAGAGAGACAUGCAUCGGUUCAGUUUCGGCCUCGGGAAGCGAUCGGAAGACGACACCAGUGAGAACUACAUCGACGCUUAAGUUAGAGAUUGAGUCGAGUUGAUUCCUGCAUUAGGACUUGCGUGGUGUUUGUAAACGACUCCCGCAUUAUUAAUAAUACGCUGUUAACUGUACACUAAAUAAGUUUUCUUAUGUUUUUUGUGUGCCAGGUUUAUAUGUACCUAAUAUUGAAUAAGACAAGCUGAAUAAGUAAAGACUUUCUUGCAAAAAAAUUAUCCAUUUUUACAAAAUCAUUGAAGCCUGCAAUUAUUUUUAAUUAUCCUAAAAUCAAUUUUAAUCAGGAGUGACGGACAGAUUUUCAAUACAAAAUUCAAUUAAUAUUUACUUAUAAAAUGUCGCUCAAUUAUUUAUCCUAUUAAUGUAACACAAAUUGAAAUUAAACCAAAAACGAUUGUAUUUUGGAACGAAUCCGACUCAUAUUAUUGUAAAAUAUACUGUUUGUAGAUUGCUACAACAUAAUGACUAGUAUUACUAAAAUAAACACUACAAAUAGGUCAAAUGUGCUUGAGCAGGAAAUAGAAGAGAAUACAACUGUUAUCGUGUCGUGACUCACAUAUCACAUACAUCACACUCACACAUUUGAAGUCGUCGUGGCCUAACGGAUAAGACGUCCGGUGCAUUCGUGUUGAGCGAUGCACCGGUGUUCGAAUCCCGCAGGCGGGUACCAAUUUUUCUAAUGAAAUACGUACUCAACAAAUGUUCACGAUUGAUUUCCACGGUGAAGGAAUAACAUCGUGUAAUAAAAAUGAAACCCGCAAAAUUAUAAUUUGCGUAAUUACUGGUGGUAGGACCUCUUGUGAGUCCGCACGGGUAGGUACCACCACCCUGCCUAUUUCUGCCGUGAAGCAGUAAUGCGUUUCGGUUUGAAGGGUGGGGCAGCCGUUGUAACUAUAAUUGAGACCUUAGAACUUAUAUCUCAAGGUGGGUGGCGCAUUUACGUUGUAGAUGUCUAUGGGCUCCAGUAACCACUUAACAUCAGGUGGGCUGUGAGCUCGUCCACUCAUCUAAGCAAUAAAAAAAAAAAAAAAAAAAAAAAAAAAUAUUGUAUAUUGACUGGACCCGUGUUACUAUACCAGUGCUAUGACGGAUGCGAUCUCAAGCGAGUCUCACAGAUGCAAGUGGUCCUUGCCCCUGAUACUAUCAAUGACCAUAGCUCUACUGUCAUCACAGUAUGAGCCCUUUGUUUUAAAUAAAACAUUAUUAGUAGAGUCCAUUUCGUUCUAAACUUAUAAGAAGUUUUUAUAAGAAUGUAAAACCACGCAAGCUCUCUAGAGCAGCCAAUACUCGACUGUAUAUUCUUUUAGUUUAUUUUAAUGAAAAAAGAAUCUAGUUAUUUCGAAUGUCUAAGUAAAAAUUCAGUAUUUUAGUCUAAAUAUGAACUUUGAAGGGUGCAAAGCUCUCGGGGAGUUACAGCGGAAUCUACAUUGUCGCCAACGCUACGUUAACGUUGCGUGUGCCAGCUGCCAUUUGUUAAAUUUGUUCAAAAAUAGAGUUUAUAAGAUAACAGGACAUAGUAUGUUGGAUUUGCUUCAACUUAUCAAACCAGUAUGUAAGAUCUAAGUAUCACUGAUCCAAAUUCGUUGUAAUGCAUCCGAAUCAGCCCGCAGCGCACCACGUCAGCUGCGAUAAAACUUGCCUAUUGACUCAGGAGUACUUGGCGAGUAUUUCCAAUGACACCUCUUGCGUGGCGUGUCUCGCGAGCACAAUACAGAUCUCACCGCCGCCGCACCGGCACCCGCAGAGUUGAGCACCACAUCGUUCUUACCUCUAUAGAAUAAUUUUGUAUAUUGUUGUUAGUACAUAUUUCGUACUAAAGUUACUCGAAAUGUUAGUAAUAGUAGGAAUAAACGUUACAUUCAUAACAACAUAAGCAUCGUGAACAUUA